Messenger RNA from Sebastes umbrosus (honeycomb rockfish), 3235 nucleotides. RefSeq names its product intercellular adhesion molecule 5 (gene icam5). The record is from RefSeq and is a predicted model, not a curated record. The coding region runs from base 222 to 2747 and encodes 841 amino acids. Gene Ontology annotation, molecular function: integrin binding. Lineage: Eukaryota; Metazoa; Chordata; Actinopteri; Perciformes; Sebastidae. Gene Ontology annotation, biological process: cell-cell adhesion. The transcript is spliced from 10 exons. Gene Ontology annotation, cellular component: membrane.
UUCCUGUACAAUAGGGCGUUGAGUUUCCCUUGGUACACUUUCUUUUCAUCUUGCUGAGCUCGUGUCACUGUCAGCAGCAGGUCGUCGCCCUCAGGGUCAGCUCUGAGCCACGGUCCAUCUCAUCUCAUCCAGGUACUGAAGCUGGACAUCUUCCUGGACCAUCCUGAAAGUUGCCUCACCUCUUCCAUCCACCUCUUUCCUCCCGCAUACUGACAGAUAGCAUGCUGCGUCUCAGGAUGUUGGGCCUCCUCGUGCUCGUGUUUUCACUGUGUGAUGCAGACAGUAUAUGCCCCACUGAGCUCAACCCUCUCAGCCUGUAUCCGCCUGAGGUUCUAGGAGAAUACAACGAGUCAGUAGAGUUAAACUGCUCCAGCACAGAAGAAUAUCAUGAUGGGAUUUACUGGCGUGUUGGAAACACAGACUCUGCAGUAGAACUUGACUAUCUAUCUACAGUAUAUGAAGUGCCACUGUCAGACUGGAAUGUGACGGCAGAGUGCAGAAUAAAAAUUAAUGUAACUCUUGAAUGCAGCAAAGACAUUGAAAUCACCGUAUACCAGAAUCCAGAGAUGGUCACCGUGUAUCCUACAAAGUAUUCAGAUGCUUUGGAAGGGACUUGGUACCAGCUUCAGUGUGAUGUCAUCAACGUUGCUCCUGUUCAAAACCUCACAGUGAAGUGGUACAGAGACAAUCUUUACAUCAGGACAGACACUUUCCCCAAGAAAACCAAAAGACUAGUGAGUGAGUCUUCUACUCUGACAGUCAACCUCACUAGAGGAGACCACGGAGUUCAGUUCAGAUGUGAGGCUCAGCUGGACUUUGGGCCAGACGGACCACUACUUCCUGUUGUUUCUGACAAUCGCACUGUUUCCGUGCACUAUGCUCCUGAGUUCAUGAACGAAACGGAGGAUGUCUAUGUGAAUGAGGGUGAUUCUGUCACCCUGAACUGUGAAGCUGAGGCUCGCCCUCCUCCUAAAUUUCAUUGGAUAGACCUACACGGUGGGAUGAAUGUAACUAAAACUAAUUAUCUCAACAUUACUGGAGUAGUAACCGACACAACCUGGAGCUGCACUGCUAUCAAUUAUCUGGGAAACAUAACUAAGCAGAUCCAUGUUCAUGUGAUAAAACCGAUCACACCAGCAGCAGCCCCUGCAGCCAUAACCACCCCUGCAGCCAUACCCACCCCUGGGCCAACAACACCACAUGGUUGCCCCCUAGUAUUGACGCCUGCUGAAGUUGUGGUGGAAUAUGGAGGUCCAGCUUCAGUUAACUGCAGCACAUCAGCUGCACAUGUUUCAAAAAUGGGCUGGGAGGCCAAAGUUGGAGGCAUGUCGACUGAAGAUUCUUCUGUGGUCACCUGGAAGGUUGAAAGAGUGGAAGACUGGGCCACAAAACCUAUAUGCUUCAUUAAUUGGGGAGAUGAUGAUUACCAGUGUCAAGUAGAGCUAGACAUCACUUUUUAUCAGACUCCAGACAAUGUGUCAGUUUCUGCGUUGGAACAAGGGCCGAUGGUGGAGGGCACAGAGCACUGGCUGCUAUGUGACAUCACCAAUGUGGCUCCUCUGAAGAACCUCAAACUGACGUGGUACCGCGGCAAUGAAAUUCUGUACACAGAAAUGUUCAAUGUCAUCAGUACCACCCCAGUAGACUUGAGCAGUACCUUGAGAGUCAUUCCUGAGAGAGAUCACAACGGAGCACUUUUCAGGUGCAAGGCUGAGCUGCUCCUGGGUCCAAAUGGACCAGAGCUCGUCCCUACUGUAACCUCACCACCUUUCAAGGCUGUGGUGCACUAUAAACCACUGAUCAAAGAUUGUCCAGACAAUUACGCUGGUGUGGAGGGUGAGUUCAGCUUGGACAUGUUGCAGUGUGAAGCUGAUGGGAACCCUCCACCCACUGUUCAGUGGUACUAUGAGGAAAACCUGAUCAAUGCAUCUGAGCCCCUCACCAGGGCUAAAUCAGGAAAGUACACAGCUGAAAUUGGAAAUAGCCUUGGCACCACCAGAAUCUCCGUCCUUAUCACAUUUGAAUAUAAACCUUCAUUUACCUGUGAUGCUCGCUUAGAGGUUGUAGAGAAUGGCACUCUCCCGUGUGAACCAGACGGGUUACCUACACCUGUCAUCACCUGGUUUAAAGAUGGAAAAGAGAUGGCGUCCCCACCCCGCUGGACAAAGGAUGAUAGUGGAAAAUACUCACUUAAAGCAACCAACGAUCAUGGAAUUGCCACUCACGUGCUAAAUGUUGAUGUUUUGUAUGCCCCUGUGUUCACGCACGUAACUUACAAAAACGAGGUGUACCCUGGUGACAAUGUGACCUUUGCCUGCAUUGCGAAGGGCAAUCCUCCCCCUGAGGUCAAGUGGCACUACAACAGCUCUGCAGGGAAUGUGAGGGUGACCACCGGGGGGAGCCAGCAGAGCAUCAGCGUCACAGGAGCCACGUCUACCAAUGCUGGUGUUUACCGCUGUGAUGCCACGAAUAAAGUUGGGAGUGUGACAACAUCUGUCACACUGAUAAUGAAAGAUAGUACUAAACCCAAAGCAGCCCGUUUCUCAGUCAUCGAGUGGUUGCUGAUUCUAUUGGUCGUCGUCCUCAUUGUCAUCGUCAUCGUCAUCGUCAUCGUCAUUGCCAUCGUCAUCCUCAUCAUCGUUGUCCCACGCUGGAAAAAACAUGGACGAUAUCGUUUUGUUCCAGACAAGGCCAAUGAUGCUUCAGAUAUCCCUAUGUCUCCUCAGUCCAACGGGGUGCAAGCUUAGGAUAUAUACAGUAUAUUACUUGCUGAAUAAAUCAGCCUGCAUGGGGACUGAAAACCUGAAAACCAGAUCAGUUGUCUUGCAUGACAAGAAUGACCUGUAUAUAUUGUAUUUACAUUUUAACUUUGGUAUGGUACGAUUCUAGGUUUACACCAUGUAAAAAAGACUAAUUAGGAACAGUUAUUUGCCAAGAAGUGCUACUGACAUAGCAGGUUUAUUACAACAUUGAAUUUUAUUUGUAGUCUAACCUAGUUUUUAUCUUUUUUUUAAUCCUUAAUUAAGUUACACAAUAGCCUUUGAUAGUGUGCUGCUUACUGUAUGCUUUACAAUGAUCAUUACACUGAUUAUCUCUAUGUUUUCACUUUUUUAUUAUUAUUGUCAAUGACUUUGCAUUGUAAUCCCCUUGAAAUGUUGGUCACAUUAAAAAGUAGACUAUAGACCUAUUAUAAUAUCAUUGUACAGCUGCAUAAUAAACAUAAAAAAACAGAACA